Molecule: messenger RNA, 4734 nt
Organism: Phoenix dactylifera (date palm)
Lineage: Eukaryota; Viridiplantae; Streptophyta; Magnoliopsida; Arecales; Arecaceae
Source: RefSeq, a predicted model, not a curated record
CCCAAUGGCUGAUGAUAUUUGGCUUCUUCUUCCUCUUGAUCUUAACCAGAGAUUGGGCAUGUCAUGCCGCUGCUUUGUCUUCUGACCAGGCGCAUGUUGGGGGAGAGAUGCCGAAACCAAAGCAUAUAAUAUCGGAACAGAGAAAAGAAAAGGAGAUGGCUAGGUCCCCACUGCCGAAGAAGUUCGAUAGCAAGUGAUUCCUCACAUGGCAACCUUUCUAGGUGAUAGUGUUGUUCAACAUCAAGGACAAGCUAUUUGACAUUAUAAAGUUGCAACUUGGAGUCUCGCAUCAUCUCUGAAAUCUUCUCUUGACCGGUUGCGAGAUUUUCGUACCUAACACGCUAUAUUUCAUUCAAUUGAUGCAGUGGCAGACGCGCACCGUAUUAGAUCGACAUUAUAAACUUGCAACUUGAGUCUACCGUCAUCUCCAAAAUAUGCAUUUGUCCGGUUGCGAUAUUUUCGUACCUAACGUGCUAUAUUUUAUUUUAUUGCUAAAAUCGCUAUAUUUUAUUCAAUUGAUGCACUGGUUGACCAUGUCUUUUUUCUUUUCCGUCCACGAGCACGCAGUCUUCAAUUGAUGCACCUUAUCUAUAGAUUCAAUCACACCGCUUAAAAUUGCACGCUUGGAAAAAGGCCGAGCGAGCAAGCUUCCUGUCUUCAGGUCACGGAGAGCAAGACUACCACUGUGCACCCGGAGUGUCCUCCAAUAUGGAUAUGGGGAUGAUCGGAAUGAUAGUCGGAGGAUGGUUUGCAACCUGCGUCGUAAAUAAACUGGCUGAGAAGGUUUCGCUGCAUUUGGACGACCAAUAUGAUCUGCUCACGGGUGCGAAGGCUAUGGCGGAAGAUGUAAAGGCCAGGCUUCCUCGUAUCCGAGCCGUGAUCCAGGCAGCGGAGGGGAGGCCGAUCAGGGACCCAGCUCUGGCUGCAUGGCUGAGGCAACUCAAAGAUGCUGCCUAUGAGGCUGACGACAUGCUGGAUGAGUUUGAAUUCAAGGAGCUUCAUGAUAAGCUGCACAGCAAGAGCAAGGUGAGCGACUUCGUAUCCCCCGCUGUUAAGCUUCUCAAGCAUUUUAUAAUGUCCGACGAUGACCUGAAAAAUUUGAAAAAUCUUGCGGGAAAUCUUGAAAAGAUUUAUCUUGAUAUCAAUUGUAUGGAAGAACAAUUAAAGGACUACAACUCACAGCAGAGGAGUGUGACCAGAGAGACCAGCUCGAUUAUCCAGGACAUUGUGGUUGGGAGAGACAGAGAGAGAGACAUGAUAUUAGAUAUGUUGUUGCAUUUAGCUGAUGAACCGGAAUCUAGCAUCAAAAGUGGGGCUGGGAGUAGUAGCUACCCGAGUCUUGGUGUUCUUCCUAUAGUAGGCAUUGGAGGUGUUGGCAAGACUGCUCUGGCUCAACUUAUUUAUAAUGAUGAAAGAGUAGCAAGGUAUUUUGAGCUGAGGAAGUGGGUCUAUGUGUCUGACAAUUUUGAUGUCAAGCGGAUUUCUAAAGAGCUGGCAUAUGACUCGGUGCACGACCGAAUCCCGGACGAUAUUAGUUUGGAUGGCAUUCUAGGGAAAGUUGGAGAUGCUACGAGGAACCAGAGGUUUUUGUUUGUCCUUGAUGAUGUGUGGGAUGAGACAGGUAGCAAGUGGAGGGAACUCCGUGGUGCCUUAACAUCUGGAGCGAAAGGAAGCAUGGUUCUGGUGACAACACAGAGUCCAGUAGUAGCAGAAGUUAUGGGCACGAUGGACCCGAUAGAAUUGAAGAGCCUACAAGAAGAUGACUACUGGAUACUUUUCGAACAUUGUGCGUUCGGUGAAAAAAUUCUGGAGGAAGAGCGAAGGGAAAAAUUGCAAACAAUAGGAAGAAAAAUAUCUGAAAAACUACAUGGUUUACCUCUAGCUGGGAAGGUACUGGGAAGUUUAUUGAACUCCAAACUGGAUGAGGAUUACUGGAAGAUGAUCUUAGAAAGUGAGUGGUGGGAACAUGAAUAUGUUUUAGAUAAUAUCCUUCCAUCUCUAGCUUUAAGUUACGAACACUUGAAUGCAAAUUUAAAGCAAUGCUUCGCUUACUGUUCCAUAUUUCCCAGGAGCUAUGUUUUCGAAAAAGAUCGGUUAGUCCAGAUGUGGAUGGCUCAAGGUUUUAUCCAGAACAAGAGUCGAGUAAGAAUGAGAAUGGAGGACAUCGGGGGUCAGGUAUUUGACGAAUUAACUAGCAGGUACUUCUUUCUACCAACUCCGACUGACAAGUAUGUGAUGCAUGGUCUGAUAAGAGAAUUGGCAGUUUAUGUUUCAUUGGAUGAAUGUUUGGUCAUCAGCGAUGAGAAAGGAGAAAUUCCAGAGACAAUUCGCCACCUGACUCUGAGGACUGAUAGAAUGGAUGCAAUUACGGACACGUGUAGACUUCAAAACCUACGGUCUAUUUUAUUCUUUGGUGAUUAUGAUUCUGAAAGAUUUUCCAUUUUUCUUGACGGCAUGUUAAAACAAUCAAAAAGCCUGCGUGUUUUGGAUUUAUCUUACGGUCAGGUGAAGCUGAAGAAGCUACCGGAUGCUAUCAGUGCGUUAUCACAUCUACGGUACUUAGAUGUCUCCUGCACUAAGAUCAAACAGCUGCCCAAAUCAUUUGGUAGGCUUUGCCAUCUUCAAGUUCUGAGGAUGCGAUCCUGCCACCUUAAAAGGUUACCCGAAGACAUGAACAAAUUAAUCAACUUGCGGCAUUUAUAUGGAGAAGCAGACACAAUUUCUCUAAUUACUGGGAUUGGAGAUCUUAUCAACCUUCAAGAAUUAGAGGAAUUCCGAGUCACAAAGAAAAGGCGACAUGAGAUUGGAGAGUUGAAGGGCUUGCGAAAUCUUCGGAGACGGCUUGCGAUCAAGAAUCUUGAGAAUGUCAAUAGUAAGGAGGAGGCCAUGGAGGCGAUGUUGGAAGACAAAGAACACCUAACUGCAUUGCAUUUAGUAAAGAAUUUAGAUGCAAGAAGACUUCCUGAUGCGGAGAAGGAGAUAUUUGAAGGCCUCCAACCACAUCCCAGUCUUAAAGAGCUGACGAUCAAGGGCUACGGAGGUACCAGAUUUCCAACUUGGAUGGUGGAAAGGAAGUUUCUCACCAAUCUAGAAUUUAUUUCUCUAGAUUCUUGUGGCAGGUUGAAGAGUCUGCCGCCACUAGGGCAGCUGCCUUUCCUCAAGGAACUUCAUCUUUCUAACAUGCCUGCCGUAAAACGAAUUGGUCGUGAAUUUUAUGGUGACACUGGUGUGGCAUUUCCAUCCCUCGAGGCACUAACAUUUAAGGACUUCAAGGAAUGGGAGGAAUGGUUGGAAGCAGAUGGCGCACAAUUUUUACCUCGGCUCCAUGCACUCGAACUCCAUGGAUGCUUCAAGCUAGGGAAAGUACCCCUCCUCUUCCUGUCCUCAUCGCUUGAACAGCUCAGCAUCCAAUACUGUGGUGACUUCGCCAAUGCACUGCCCGCAUGUUUGCAGAGUCUCACCUCUCUCAUCAACCUAGAGAUCGCGGAUUACCACGCCCAAGUAUCUCUUUGUUUAUCAAAUUUGAGUUCUCUCAAAACUUUGCAACUUCGGAAUUGCCCGGAGAUGAAGUUAGUUGCGGGGGGGUUACAGUUCCUUACUACUCUUGAAACACUACAACUCACAGGAUGUCCUAAGCUCAUCGAGUCCUUAGAGCCUGUGCAGCUCCACGAGGAGCAGGGAUUGCGAACUCUCAGAGGUCUCACCGUAGCCGAUACGGUCCUACUUCAAAAUCUGUGGAUUGUGUUGGGAAGCCUCCCCUCACUGCGGGGGAUGCAUAUUUAUGGGUGUCAUAUGGCCAACUUUACAAGGGAACAGGAGCUGUGGUUCCAGCAACUGACAUCCCUUCAAGAGCUGGAGUUUAAUUACUGCCUGAGCCUUGAAAGCCUACCUUCUUUUUUGGAAAAUUUUCCCUCUAUCAGGAAGUUAGUUAUAAUCAUCUGCCCUAAGGUUAGCUCACUGCCAGGGAAUGGCUUGUCUGCUUCGCUUGAAGAAUUACACAUCGAUGCAUGCCCUUUGUUGAAGGACCAAUGCCAAAGAGGAGGAGCUGAUUGGCCAAAGAUUGCUCACAUACCUUUCAUACGUAUUGAUUCCGAAACCAUACAAACGCUGUGAAAAGAGAAUUCGAUGCCGCUCCUACAUCCAUUGUUCAGCAAAACAGCCACCCAGCUUUAUUAAGAAAGUAAAAAUACAGGGAAGUUAUAGGAAGAGGGGGGAGGUGGAAGAUUAGAGGUUUGCAGGAUCUGGAAACACUAAGAUCAGAAUAACAAACAGAGGAUCUGAAAACGCUCUUGCAAGGCACCAGUUAUGGAUAUUGGAAUACAGGUUCGUUUCGUAGGUCACUAGGUCCCCCUGCGGAUCUGCUUUCUAUUUGGGAACUUCACUGCCAUUGAAUUCUUCACAUGGAAACCGAGCCCUCCAUGCAAGUCGAGCCUUAUCUGAAUUCGCUGAAGUUGUUUCAAACCUUCCAUCAUCACCGCAUCUGCCUCUGAAGAAGCCACAGCAGAGUGCAGCAUAUUCAAUUUCGCAUUGUUAUUUGGAGUUGCUGUAGCAUCCUCCAUCUUGUUAAUUCCUGCUGCUAUGAAGUUUAACCUUUUGUAUGAUGUAUGAAAGCCAAUUUCUGAAGUUGCUUCCGGGAGAGCUUUUUCAAAAUUUGUUGAAACCAAAUAUCUGGAUCUGUUUGCAGAUGACUAACCCAGAAUAAUUACAUUCGGACUGGCAUACGUUCUUGUUUUA